Cucumis melo (muskmelon) is the source of this 2564-nucleotide messenger RNA. Its product is annotated as U4/U6 small nuclear ribonucleoprotein PRP4-like protein. The record is from RefSeq and is a predicted model, not a curated record. Gene Ontology annotation, biological process: mRNA splicing, via spliceosome. Bases 626 to 2335 code for a protein of 569 amino acids. Gene Ontology annotation, molecular function: U6 snRNA binding; U4 snRNA binding; protein binding. Gene Ontology annotation, cellular component: U4/U6 x U5 tri-snRNP complex. NCBI's taxonomy places the organism in Eukaryota, Viridiplantae, Streptophyta, Magnoliopsida, Cucurbitales, Cucurbitaceae. The transcript has 7 exons.
UGUCACUUUCGUUCUUCUGUUCUUCUUCGUUUUCUCCUUCGAACGAAACUUUCUCCUUCAUUCGUUCUCUUCAUUCUCCGUCAUUCUCCGGCGUGGGUUUGGCUUUUACGGUAUCCUCCCGCGUGGGUUUGGUGGAGCUCGACUUUCCGACGACAAGGUGUACAAUUGUCAGAGAUAUGCCUGCUGCCAGCCUUGGCUUAAACAAAUUCUACUAUACUGGACUUAUAACUGCACAUAUGAAGAAGAAACCUUGUGGCAGAUGAUCUUGCUAUUAAAGUAAAAAAUCAUCUCAGCUGUUCUUCAUGUCCUUGUUAAUGUUCGGUUGGUGAAUAUAUCAAUACAAUGCUACUUUUCUAUGAUUACCGGUUGAACUUGUUGACGGUCAAAGGAAUGGUUAUCGGUGAAUAUAUCAAUACAAUGCUACUUUUCUGAUUGCGUUCUAACUUAAGUUUCAAUUUUCAGCAGCCCAAUGUGCAAUCUAGAUCACAAAAGGAAGGCUCAGAAUCAUGGGACCCCAUGCCCUUUAUUCUGCCCGAGCUUGAUUGUAGAGAAGGAAUGAAAGGAGGAGCUUAAUAUCUAGGAUAAGCUUGUGUUGAUUAGAAACUUCAUCUCCGCGCAAGCUAUCAUGGAAAUUGAUGAUCAAAACCCUGCAUCAACUGCUGCGGAAUCUCCUGAAACCCUUCCUGGUGGUGAAAAUGAGGAACUUGAUAAUCCAGCCGAACCAACUCAACCUGCAGCUACAUCAGUUAUUCCACCUUCAAUUGUCCCUGCCAUUGCUCCUAUCCCCCCUCCAAUUAUCCGUCCAUUGGCUCCUCUUCCGAGCCGACCUCCCCUCUUUAGGCCCCCUGUAACACAAAAUGGUGAGUUGAGAACAAGUGACUCAGACUCAGAACAUGAUGAAUUGGCUCCUGCCCGAACAGCUCCAGGUUCAACUGCAGAGUAUGAAAUCUCAGAAGAGAGCAGGCAGGCUAGGGAGCGUCAUGAAAAAGCCAUGCAGGAAUUUUUGAUGAAGCGUCGUGCUUCUGCUUUAGCGGUGCCUACUAAUGACAUGGCUGUUCGAGCUCGUCUUCGACGUCUUGGUGAGCCCAUAACUCUUUUUGGAGAAAGAGAAAUGGAAAGACGGGACAGGUUGCGGUCGAUAAUGGCACGAUUGGAUGCUGAAGGGCAAUUAGAGAAGCUCAUGAAAGUUCAUGAGGAAGAGGAGGCUGCAGCUACUGGUGGAACUGAGGAGGCUGAGGAGGAAGUGCUUCAGUAUCCCUUUUAUACUGAGGGGUCCAAAGCUCUCUUGGAUGCAAGAAUUGAUAUUGCAAAGUAUUCCAUCCUAAGAGCAUCUUCACGCCUUGAGCGUGCAAAAAGGAAGCGGGAUGACCCAGAUGAAGAUGUGGAAGCAGAAAUGGAUUGGGCUCUGAGGCAGGCUGAAAGUUUGGUCCUGGACUGUAGUGAGAUAGGAGAUGAUCGACCACUUUCUGGUUGUUCUUUCUCGUCUGAUGGAAAAUUUCUUGCCACUAGUUCAUUGAGUGGAGUUGCAAAAUUGUGGAGCAUGCCUCAAGUAAGGAAGGUUUCCAACUUUAAGGGACACACAGAGCGUGUUACUGAUGUAAUGUUUUCUCCAGUGAAUGAGUGUUUAGCAACUGCCUCUGCUGACCGAACUGCAAGGUUGUGGUCUCCAGAAGGAUCUCUACUUAAAACAUUUGAGGGCCAUCUAGACCGCCUUGCACGAAUUGCCUUCCACCCGUCGGGCAAGUACUUGGGCACAACUAGCUUUGACAAGACCUGGAGAUUAUGGGAUGUUGAAACUGGUGUAGAAUUACUUCUUCAAGAAGGUCACAGUAGAAGUGUCUAUGGGAUAGCCUUCCACCAGGAUGGAUCCUUGGUAUCAUCUUGUGGCCUUGAUGCACUUGCUCGCGUUUGGGAUCUUCGAACUGGUAGGAGUGUUCUUGCCUUGGAAGGCCACGUCAAGCCAGUCCUUGGAGUUAGUUUUUCACCCAACGGUUAUCAUUUGGCUACUGGUGGAGAAGAUAACACUUGUCGGAUAUGGGAUUUAAGGAAGAAAAAAUCUCUUUACAUAAUACCUGCACAUUCAAACCUUGUUUCACAGGUGAAAUAUGAACCUCAGGAGGGAUAUUUCUUGGUUACUGCAUCAUUUGAUAUGACAGCAAAGAUUUGGUCUGCUCGAGAUUUUAAGCCUGUGAAGACACUCUCUGGUCACGAAGCAAAAGUUACAUCUUUGGAUAUAAUUUCAGACGGACAGUGUAUUGCAACCGUCUCACAUGAUCGGACCAUAAAGCUCUGGUCUGUUAAUAGUAAAGACAAACAGACUAUGGACAUUGAUUAACUUUUCGUAGUACCCAACAUGGGAGAUGUUUCACGAUCUUACUUGAACAGGUUCUGUUCUAUAAAUUGUACGUCUGCAUCCUUGAGAUCUAAAGAGACAAGAGAGAUGUUUUGAAACUUCGCGGCCUCAUGUGAGAUAAAGAUCUUGGAUCAGACGAUCUCCCUUUCUAAUUAUGUAACAUCAUGUAUCUGAUUGAAUCUUGAAUAGUGAGUUAUUUGAAAAUUUUUAA